Engraulis encrasicolus (European anchovy) is the source of this 1623-nucleotide messenger RNA. It is a transcript of the gene kcnk9, whose product is annotated as potassium channel, subfamily K, member 9. Gene Ontology annotation, biological process: stabilization of membrane potential; potassium ion transmembrane transport. The transcript is spliced from 5 exons. NCBI's taxonomy places the organism in Eukaryota, Metazoa, Chordata, Actinopteri, Clupeiformes, Engraulidae. Bases 1 to 1551 code for a protein of 516 amino acids. Gene Ontology annotation, molecular function: potassium ion leak channel activity; outward rectifier potassium channel activity. The record is from RefSeq and is a predicted model, not a curated record. Gene Ontology annotation, cellular component: plasma membrane.
AUGGCCCUACGCGCCGGGAGGACUUGGUUUGGGCAGGUCUUGCGCAGAGUCUCUCGGCUGCAAGGCUCCUGGUCCCGGCGUUCAAGCAGUCUACUGUGUCUGUCUUCGAACCAGGAGCAGGAUCUAGGAACCUGUUACAGGGGCCACAACCUCUCCCACCACUGCCCAGGUGGUGUCCACCACCGUCACCACCACCCCCAGCAGCACACCCGAGUCUGUCCUUAUCCGUCUUACCGCUGCCAGAGCUUUCCCGAGUGCUGCGCCUUUCCGGGUGAUCGAAGGGGACAUGAACCCCUCACUCGCCGGUUCCUGGGGGCCAUGAAGCGGCAGAACGUGCGGACUCUGUCCCUGAUCAUCUGCACGUUCACCUAUCUGCUGGUCGGGGCCGCGGUGUUCGAUGCCUUGGAGUCGGAUUACGAAAUGCGGGAGAAAGAACAGCUGGAAGCGGAGGAGAAGCGUCUCCAAGGAAAGUACAACAUCAGCGAGGAUGACUAUCGCAAACUGGAGACUAUUAUCAUGGAGGCAGAGCCGCACAGAGCCGGGGUUCAGUGGAAAUUUGCCGGCUCCUUUUACUUUGCCAUCACAGUAAUCACCACCAUAGGUUAUGGUCAUGCGGCUCCGGGUACGGAUGCUGGGAAGGCCUUCUGCAUGUUCUACGCCGUCCUGGGCAUUCCGCUCACACUGGUGAUGUUCCAGAGCCUUGGCGAGCGCAUGAACACCUUCGUCAAGUACCUGCUCAAGCGCAUCAAGAAGUGUUGCGGCAUGCGCAUCACAGAGGUGUCCAUGGAGAACAUGGUGACGGUGGGCUUCUUCUCCUGCAUCGGCACGCUGUGCGUGGGCGCGGCGGCCUUCUCACACUACGAGGACUGGAGCUUCUUCCAGUCCUACUACUACUGCUUCAUCACGCUCACCACCAUUGGCUUCGGCGACUUCGUGGCGCUGCAGAAGAACCGGGCGCUGCAGCGGCGGCCGCUUUACGUGGCCUUCAGCUUCAUGUACAUCCUGGUGGGGCUGACGGUGAUCGGCGCCUUCCUCAACCUGGUGGUGCUGCGCUUCCUCACCAUGAACAGCGAGGACGAGCGGCGGGACGCCGAGGAGCGCGCCUCGCUGGCGGGCAACCGCAGCAGCAUGGUGGUGCACGUGCAGGAGGAAGCCGUGUUGCACCAUCACCACCAACACCACCAGCAACACCAUCACCACCGAUGUGAGGCGAGUGAUUUGCAGUCGGUGUGCUCGUGUAUGCAUUACCACUCGCAUGAGUUCGGCAGCUCCUGCGGGCUCGGGUUGGGGCUGGGGAGAGGAGGUGGAGGAGGAGGAGGUGGUGGUGUCGGGGGUGUCUUCUCACAUCAAAACUCCUUCAGCUCACAGCUGAACCCGCACCACCUCUCCCGGCAUCACCACCACCACCACGCCGUGUCGUACCACAUCGAGGAGAUCUCUCCCAGCCGCCUAAAGAGCAGCUUCUUCCCCUCGCCCAUCAGCUCCGUCUCCCCCGGCCUGCACAGUUUCACCGACAGCCACCAACUCAUGAGGAGACGCAAGUCCAUCUGAGAGGAGAGAGAAGAGCUGCACAGGAUCCUACCUUUCCCCCAAAAGUGCCACCGCUAACGCUAACAGUGAUGG